AUGGUAUGGAAACCUGAUAUCCACAUUGCUGUGGAGCUUUCUGCACCUCCUGCUCGGUCAUGCCCAACCGCUAUACAACAGAACGAGGAUGGUCAGUUUGGCGUGCUCAUCAAAGAAGGGAUUCACAUACUUACGCCGGACAUCGGCCUAGCAUACGACCCCGGAACGGCGGACGUGGCCACGGUCCCAGCCCUUCGCAAGCCCGAUCGAGAACCGUUGAAGGUUUAUCGAGCAGUGGCUGAGAUUGCGCUUGGUGAUCACAUUGCGUGGGCAGACGAGUCACUCGACAUGGCUACUAUGGUACCCGGCUCAGUGUCCAUUCAAUGUAAGGACUUCGCGUGGUCCCCCAUAGGACUGGGCCAAGAUGGGAGAUGUCUUCUCGCCGUUCUCACAACAAAUCUCGAGGUUUUUAUGUACGGAGCAGGCAAGAACUACGUUGAUGGUCAAUGGUUGAGAGUAUUCACCCUGACAGAUGCAUUAUUGGAAACUGCAAAAUCAUCGGCCAUCAACGGGAAGGCAAAGGUCAGCAGCUUGCGUAGGACAUUGCAAGCUCAGACGACAGCCCUUGCUUGGUCGGCCGCUGUCCGGGCAUCUGGUGUGCCGUCUUCAAGAGAUUUAUCUCUUCUGGCACUAGGAAGCCGUGCGGGCACAGUGUCGUUGUGGCGAUCCGGCAAGCGGCAAGCGACUGUCGUCCUCGGAGAAGAAUGGGUUGCGCAUCUCUCAUGGGCUGGGUGGUUACAGAUGGAUGCUGACACGGUCGCGUCCGUAUUGGCCUGCGGUUUAUCCGACGGUUCUGUCCACCUUGUGACGGUCACGCAGAAAAUUACCGAUCACUCAUUUGAUGAGGUUCAAGCAGUUCCCUCACCAGCUCUAGUCCAGCCGGACUUGAGGGGUCUUACAGCUCUGCGGUGGGUAUAUCUGCAAACGUACCCUCUACAUGUGCUUGUAUAUGCCAAGCCAGGUCUGUUGGGUCUUAUCGCACCAACUGGAUCUGGUCUUGAUUGGGUCGGAGAACGCCGCCUUGUUGUGCAAAAGCAACCCGUCUUUCUUGGUUCUACGGCCCUGGGAAUACCUAGUGGUUUAGACUACUUGGUGAAGGAAGAUGCUCUGCUGGUCUCGUACUCCGAUGGUUCAAUCCACGUGAUUCACAGUGUAUCGACAGAUCCAACCCUUGAGAUGCCCGGCUCACGGUUGCAAUCCGCAGAGAUCACUCGGGCAAUGCGGCGGACGUGCAUGGACAUCGAAGGGCCCGGAACGCCCCAUGUCGCUGUGAUGCAAACUUUCGGCUGCCAUCUCGUUUCUAGUGGUGUGGCGUUGUGGUCAUAUCAGAAAACACUCCCAACCUUCAUCGAUUAUGUGCCCGAAUUUGGUCAAAUUACUUCCGUCACCCUGGCAAAGUUGUUCGAUCCGAGUCAUGACACCACACAGUCUUUGCAGAAUGUUCAGUCCCUGUGCUUCCGGCCAACUCCUCCAUUCGGUCCUCCUGUUCGCUUGGCCCCAAAGCUUCUGCCAAUCUAUCUAGAUUUGGAAGCAAACCGUAACUCUGACGCGAUAAGGAGUGAGCUGGACCAUCUCCUCGAUGCUUCACCAUCUCAGUCCACGGAUGCCUCCCUCAGCCGAUCCUCGCUGACAUGGAAAACGCCGGAUACUGAAGAUCUGCUACGAUGUCAACUUAUUGUCGACUUGAUAGAUGGCGACGAGAUCACGACGCUGCGGAACAAAUUGGCAAUUCUCAAAUUAGCGAAUAAAUUUGGCUAUUCAUUUGCGGACCGCAUUCCAUAUGUUCAAACUCUCAUACUUGCCCUAAUUUUCGCCGCGCUAUCUUAUACGGCGGCUGAUCCUUCUUCAUUGCUCUUGGCGAAUGACCCUGUCUUUGCGCGACGGAUUGUCAGUAUAUCUCAAUGCAUGCCAAUAUCGAUCGGUACAGAUGUCGCUGUGCAAGCAUUAGCAGCAUCCAACAAAGUAGAUCAGCUCAUGCCUUCCUCUACGGAGACAGAUGGAAACAGCGAUGGAAUCGAACUGAAUGGUUCAAUUGAUGUGGGGGAUAUCUGUGUAGUAUGCAAAGCCUCUAUGCCUGUGAGAAGCUUAGAAAUGGCACACUGCAGUAAUGGUCAUGUGUGGGGUAAGUUCUUCCGCUCGUUCUCCUCCUGUGAGAUCUAA
Molecule: messenger RNA, 2160 nt
Organism: Dacryopinax primogenitus
Lineage: Eukaryota; Fungi; Basidiomycota; Dacrymycetes; Dacrymycetales; Dacrymycetaceae
Exons: 13
Coding region: 1-2160 (719 amino acids)
Biological process (GO): transcription initiation at RNA polymerase III promoter
Cellular component (GO): transcription factor TFIIIC complex
Molecular function (GO): protein binding; histone acetyltransferase activity
Source: RefSeq, a predicted model, not a curated record